AUGACGAUCAACAUUAUCUCUAAGAAGGAUGUCCCUCAUACGCAGUAUUACGAUUCUGCCUACAUGGCUGAGACACUCGAUUCGGCAUUUGAUAUCGAGCACGAUGGGUUCGACGAUGGAACCUUGUACUGGGACAUGCUCCAGGAGCUCCUCCGCGUGAAUCGGUCCCAACUGCCACACUCAUAUCGCACUAUUGUCUUGGAUGUGGGCGCGGGAUCGGGGCGCAUUUUCCGCAAAAUAGCUCAAAAGGCCACCAAAUCAGGUGAUGACCUGAGCGAUGCAACAUUUAUCGGGCUGGACAAGUCAUCAGCCAUGUUGGAACGAGCCAAAAAACGGGCCUUUGAGCUUUCAGGUGUCGGCACUGUCUCAUGGCUUGUGGGUGACGCCAAAAACCUCCUUGCUCAGCCCACUCUCCGUGAAGCCAGACGACAGGUGAGCCUUGUCCUCUGUGCUGAUGGGGGCAUUGGAUAUCUCGAUUUGGCAAAAGACAUAGACGCCUUCUUCUUGCAUGUCGCGCAGUUACUACGUCCCGGGAGUGGCAGAGCUCAUAUCUCUCUGCUAGAGUUUCAGGUAGCCGAAGCAUACGACAAUGGUACGACCCCGAGCAUUUACGAUGAAUCUAUGGAAUCUAUGGACGAAGCUAGCAAAGAUACAGCAUUGACCUUCAAAGUUGUCGUCCACCGCGAAUACGUGGAGGAUGGACAUCAUUUAGCGCAGCUCGACACUGAGAUUAUAGAGACUGAUAAGCAGGGAAAGGAGACACUUCUCGAGGUCUGCCAUUACAGUCACCGGUUUCGAAUCUGGCGCACUGAGGAAUUGAUCCAGGUCGCGAAAAAGGCGGGGUUACAACAUGUUGAGACGAUUAAAUGGCCACGAAUGCAACACUUUGUCUUCAUGGUACCUGAACUGAACUAA
This is a messenger RNA of Arthroderma uncinatum, 915 nucleotides long. RefSeq lists its product as uncharacterized. The record is from RefSeq and is a predicted model, not a curated record. The transcript has a single exon. The coding region runs from base 1 to 915 and encodes 304 amino acids. Lineage: Eukaryota; Fungi; Ascomycota; Eurotiomycetes; Onygenales; Arthrodermataceae.